UCAUUGAUUGUAGGAGGAUUAAUAAACGAUUCGGAGUUUCAAAUAAACACUUCGCUGUACGUUCUGGAAUUUGCGGAUCCUUUCCAGUGUUUAGUGUCAGUGAAAAGCAGACAUUUACCGCCUGUCUUUGGACACACCUCACAUGUUUACAAGUGCUCGAAAACAAGUACAGUUUGGCUUCUUAUGGUCGGAGGUAUAGUACCAUAUUGUCCGUACAGUUUAAUUACAAUGUUCGAUUUGUCAGCAUUGAAUGUGAAGACUCAAGUCAGAGUGGGUGGCGAUUGUCUAAUGUCGAAUCAUUCCAGUCACAUUUUUGAGGACAAUUUGUGGAUUAUUGGCGGCGGUGGGUUUAUGGCUAAUUUUGGAACAUUUUUCAACAAUAAAAUCAAGUGUUACAAAAUGGACGCUAUUUUGGAGGCCACUAAAAAUGCGCCGCUUUUUCCGGCCAUGGACGGAAGCGAGCAUAAGGGACGAAUGGAGAAAAAGUCUGCUAAUGAUGAGUAUGCUGACUUCGAGCAGGAGUUGUAUUUUGAGAAGAAGCAGGAGAACUUGAGCAUCAGCAGAGUGUCAUCUUCUCUCAGCGGGGCUCAGGGAUCACCAACUGUGUCGCCAGCACCCCAGAAAACAACAGACACAGCCCAAAUAGAUGGUCAAAAAGGUGAGAAAAAGAGUGGAGCAGAAAGUGAUGAUGAGGGAACAGAGAAUCUAGACAUGAGGGAAACAUCCCAUCUGGAGAGACAGACUUCUUUCGCAUCUUCAGAGCAAAAUCCGAACCAGCGACAGCAGGAACAGACUAACAGUAAACAAAGAGUUAAAAAGGAUAAAGAUUUACACACAUCUCUCAAACAAGGCGAACAGAAAGGUCAGCAGCUAGAAGAGCCUGAAAAUAGUCAAAAUUAUGCAGAGAUGGAAUUGCAAGAAGCCAGAACGCAGUUUCAGACGCCGCAAAGUGGAAAGAAAGAAAAUAAAGGCCAACAAAGCGAAAAAGCUGUCAAAUUGGCAUCACUCGCGAAUGCCAAAAUUGGGAGCAAAGAAACUGUGAAAGCGAAAGGAAAACCAGUUGCAAAAAGCGAAGCAAAGAGCAAAAACUAAGGUUUUGCGAACAUAUUGUAAUAACAACUAUAAAAUGAUACACUUGUAGAUGUGAACAAAAUGCAA
Molecule: messenger RNA, 1158 nt
Organism: Symsagittifera roscoffensis
Lineage: Eukaryota; Metazoa; Xenacoelomorpha; Acoela; Convolutidae
Exons: 3
Coding region: 184-1092 (302 amino acids)
Source: RefSeq, a predicted model, not a curated record